GAGUAGUAGACAUCGUCAGUCGCCCUCUUUUUCCAGGGCUGUCUUCAAUCUCUUCUUCUUUAUCUGCUCCGCAAUCUGUCUUUCUCUCUCUCUCUCUAGGGUUUCCUCGUUUCCCCCGCCGGCAAUGCCGCCUCCGAGCAAGUCCAUCCGGCCCUCCCACCACGGCGCCGCCAAGGAGUCGCCGGCCGGCGGCGGGGACCUCCACGACACGCCGCCGUCGAACAACCUCUGGAUCGGCAACCUCUCCAGCGACGUCACCGACACGGACCUGAUGGACGUGUUCGGCAAGUACGGCGCCCUCGACGCCACCUCCUACGCCGCCCGCAGCUUCGCCUUCGUCUUCUUCAAGCGCCCCGACGACGCCGCCGCCGCCAAGGACGCCCUCCAGGGGACCUCCGUCAAGGGGAACCAGAUCAAGAUCGAGUUCGCUCGACCGGCUAAACCUUGCAAGCAAUUAUGGGUUGGAGGGAUCAACCCAGCUGUUUCAAAGGAGGAUCUGGAAGAGGAAUUUCUCAAUUUUGGAAAAGUUGAUGACUUUAAGUUGUUUAGAGACCGCAAUACUGCAUUAGUGGAGUAUGUCCGAGUGGAGGACGCUAUUCAAGCGAUGAGAAACAUGAAUGGAAAGCAAUUAGGUGGUGAUCAAAUACGUGUGGAUUUCCUGCGAUCUCAGCCCUCAAGAAGAGAACAUUGGGCUGACACUCAUGACUCUAGGGAGUUUGUUGGUAGGGGCAUGGGGUCUACUGACGUUCAUGCAGGUUCUAAAAGGCAACAGGUGGUUGCAUCUGGAAUGGCUCUGCCGUUCUGUCUCCUCAAUCCUUCUCAUUCUUCAGGGUCUAGAAGAGGAGACGGGCAACCUAGUAAAGUUUUGUGGAUAGGUUACCCUCCUUCUGUCCAGAUUGAUGAACAAAUGCUGCAUAAUGCAAUGAUAUUAUUUGGAGAGAUUGAGAGAAUCAAAAGCUUUCCUUCAAGGCAUUAUUCAUUUGUGGAGUUUAGAAGUGUGGAUGAAGCCCGUCGCGCCAAGGAAGGAUUACAGGGCCGUCUAUUUAAUGAUCCUAGAAUAACCAUUAUGUUCUCCAGUAGUGACCUGGCACCUGGAAGAGAGUACCCCGCGUUUCAUCCAGGAGUUAGAGGGCCAAGGACAGAAAUGGAACACCCAUUCCGGAACCCCCAAAUGGAUAUGUUUGGUCACAAUCAUCCAGGGGGUCCAGGUUCACUUCCGCAUGGUGUUGGUCAAAAUAUUGCGGCAAGGCCUUAUGGUUCUUCAGAAUUUGAUGAUGUUGACCUGCCUUAUGGCAUGCAAGAUGUCAACGGGAAAAAUCUGAUGGGCCAAAGCUGGAGGAGGUCGUCUCCUUCCUCUUCUGGUGUGCUGCCUUCUCCUGCUUCAGGUGUUAGGACUCCUGUGAGGGCCACUGGCUCAUGGGAUGUUUAUGAUGCUAGUCAUUUCCCUAGGGAUUCCAAGCGGUCAAGAAUUGAAUCUUCUUUACCUGCCGACGAGGUAUCUUUUCCUUCUAGGAAGAUGGAUGAUCAUGGCUUGAGGAUGGACCAUGGGCCUGGUUCAACAAUUGAUGUAGGUAUUCCCGGCCCUUAUGCAAAUUCCCAUGGAAAUGGUCGUCUGAGUCCAAUGGGUGCAAGGUUUGCAUCUGGACCUGGUCAAGCCAGUGAUGAUGAUUACAUCUGGCGGGGCCUUAUUGCGAAGGGUGGAACACCUGUCUGUCAUGCUCGAUGUGUGCCUGUUGGUGAGGGGCUUGCUGCAGAGAUUCCUGAAGUUGUCAACUGCUCAGCUAGAACAAGUCUGGAUUUGCUAGCAACACACUAUAAGGAAGCUCUUGGUUUCGACAUUGUUUUCUUCUUGCCAGACAGUGAAGAAGAAUUUGGUUCCUACACUGAAUUUCUCCGGUACUUGGGCUCCAAAGAUCGUGCUGGUGUUGCCAAACUUGAUGAUGGUACCACCCUAUUUCUUGUCCCUCCAUCAGAAUUUUUGAGGAAGGUAUUAAGGGUAACUGGUCCUGAGCGUCUGUAUGGAGUGGUCCUCAAGUUUGCUCAGGUUCCUGGCAAUGCAUCUGUGCAGCAUCAACCACACGAGUUGGCGGCUCUUUCCCAAUUUGCUGAUGCACAGAGGAUGCCUGCUUUCCAACCCGAGUAUGGAUAUUUAUCCCCUAAGCAGGAACAAGUUCUUCGAAAUGCACAAGAGGAUGCAAAACUUCCACAGCAACUGCUGUAUCAACACAUGGGUGAGUCCUCUGCAAUGCGUUCAGCUUCUCACGAACAGGCACAUGGCAAUGCUGCCGCAGCAUCCCAAGCUGGAGUUGCUUUAACACCCGAGCUUAUUGCAACUCUAGCUUCAUUACUUCCUGCAAGUGCACGGACAUCAUCUACAGAAAGUUCUCAGCAAAACUCGAGGCCAAUGUUUCCCCCUGUUGUACCUAACAAUGAAUCUUCAUUGCAAGCAUGGAAGCAAGAACAUCAAGCAUCCGAUGGUGGUGGGUAUUCAGUGCAACAACCCGGGAGUCAGUUGAAUGCUCCGAUGUCAUCAGUAACCCAAUUUCAGCCUUAUACAACCGUCCCAAGCACCACUAGCCAGUCCAUGCAAGUGCCGGCCAUCCUUGCUUCCACCCAAAUGCAAGAAUCUGUGCUCAAUGCUUCACAAUAUGCCGCAGUUUCUAGAUCAUUUACUAAUAUCCCUUCCCAAGGUGGACAGUUUGCAGCUUCCAUCCAGCAGUAUCCAGUUGAAGUUCCUCCCACUUCUUCUGGGUUAUACAGUUCACCACUUUUACACCAGCACAGUUCUUCUGGCUUGGCAAGCCAGGUUCAAGUUCCUCCUUUUUCUCAGCUACAAACUGUUGUUCCCACAACAUAUACCGAUGUCUCCAAUCAACCACAGCAGAUACAGUCCUCUGCUUCUGGGACUGCUCAGGGUGUACAAGAUGAGGUUGAUAAGAACCAGCGCUAUCAGUCAACAUUGCAAUUUGCUGCGAACCUUCUUCAGCAGAUACAGCAGCAGCAGCAGCAGCAACAACAGCAGCAGCAGCAGCAGCAGCCACAGCCAACACCGAGCGCCCAUCAUGGGCAAGGUUAUGGUGCUGGCCAAUAGAAAUUGAGUCAUGGUUGCAGGAGCGUAGAUGGCCGCCUUCGCUGUAGCAGAUCUUGAACCAAUUGGAAAGAGACGUGUCGUCGCUCGUUUCGAACGCCAGUCAACUAGCAGAGCCUUGUAGUCUUCUCUUCUCCUUCUCUUUGUUUUGUUUUUUUUUUUUUUUUUUUUUUUUGGGCUUCUUCAAUGAACUCUCUCUCUCUCUCUCGUUUUAUGGGCUUUUUACAUUUGAGUUAGUUUUUUGGGUAACAUCUAGUUCUUUGUAAAUGCACAUGGAAUCGUAGUCUUAAUCUUAAUCCCUAACGUUGUACUCCAAAGGGUGCUUUGCUUUUAGCCUAA
Molecule: messenger RNA, 3427 nt
Organism: Eucalyptus grandis
Lineage: Eukaryota; Viridiplantae; Streptophyta; Magnoliopsida; Myrtales; Myrtaceae
Product: flowering time control protein FPA
Exons: 7
Coding region: 125-3091 (988 amino acids)
Molecular function (GO): RNA binding
Source: RefSeq, a predicted model, not a curated record